This is a messenger RNA of Aspergillus pseudonomiae, 669 nucleotides long. RefSeq lists its product as uncharacterized. The transcript has a single exon. The coding region runs from base 135 to 476 and encodes 113 amino acids. NCBI's taxonomy places the organism in Eukaryota, Fungi, Ascomycota, Eurotiomycetes, Eurotiales, Aspergillaceae. The record is from RefSeq and is a predicted model, not a curated record.
CGGGGUAUCCUCGAUUUCAUGAGAUGUGCUGAAGAAGCCAGUGAACCCCCCUAACUUCUAGGAACCGGUUGCAAUACAGCCGGGAAACACUCUUCUCCGACUGAACCUGUAGCAAAAGACGCUUAACGUUAACGAUGAGGACACCUCGAGCUCCGCGUGGUUCUAAUACCCAGUCGGUAAAACGAGUGGAAAAGAGAGGGUGGUCUGGCAACGCUAUUCGUCCUUAUAUUGCAAUCGAAACCAAUACAUUGAAGUUCCUUAGGGUUGAUACAACGGCUAAGUUGGAUAAUUGGUUAAUCUAUAAGGGCGAAAUUUGGUGUCGCUACCCUGGUUGUGUACACCGAGUUCAGUUCAUUCUGUUUACAAGUCACCAUAGUAUACUUAUCGUAACCUUCCGGGCUGUCAAAAUCCAAAAAGGCCAGACUCAGGCGGUCCCAACGGGCCAGGAACAACAUAUGAAUGUACUUGUUACUUGAAGAGACAUUUUCAAGCUAAUAUAACUCUAGGGAGAGAAGGGAAAGGCGAGGGAAAGGGAUGAGAAACAACUACAAGUUGAGACCGCGAUCAAAAAAAUGAACUUAGAGUAGGGAUACCGGUGGGUACCCAGAUGAUACAAGUCGAGAGAAGUUGUGAUUGUUGAGAUAUGGAUGCGACCUGGCGGAUGGAGAG